GCCAAGAGGGUGUCCUUUCGUGUCGUUAGAUAAUAAGCUUAAACAAGGAAGAGUCCUCGAAACGAGGUGCAUAUCCAGAACUCCUUGUCAAAGGCAAUAAUGGCAUCUCCACUUACUUUAGAUGGGAAAACCAGUUUUUCUUCUCUCGUUGAUUACCUUUACUUUUUUCUCUUUUGCUUCCCGGGUCCUUCUCUUCUUUGAUAAAUUUCUUAUUUCGUGGCGACCCUUUUCCUCUUGUCUAAGAGCUGGCUUUUACCUCUUUCACGUCAUGAAAGUUUCUUCGGGAUAUGGAGGCAAGAUAUGGGUUUCAUCAUAUAUGUUGAGCUUAAAUAGAUUCCCCCAUUGUGUCUUAUUUAAAGGUACACCUAGCCCCUGGCUUUCUCUGAAGUCUUUAUCCAUCAAAGUAAGAAGCAUGCUUUACCGUUGUAGCUCACCAAACAAGUAUAAGAGGUUGGAUGCAAAGCUUGAAAGGAAAAUGGUUGAGGCCAAGAAAGGUUUCUCAGGAUAUCACAAAUUCAAGUCAAUUAACAGCAUAAUUAUGAAGUUCCCUCAGUUAAGAGACAGUUUGAAAAACAUUAGAGCUGUGUUUGAACAGUAUGUGGCUCUCUCUCUCUCUCUCUCUCUCAUAGAUGAGGACUCUAAUGGAACUAUUGACCAAGAGGAACUAAAGAAAUGCUUACAGAAACUGCAACUCCAUCUUACCGAGGAGGAGGUUGAGGAUCUUUUCCACUCAUGUGACAUUGAUGGCCAUGAAGGGAUACAAUUCAAUGAGUUUAUUGUUCUUCUCUGUCUUAUCUAUCUUCUGAAGGGGCCUUCCUCUAAUACUACGUCAAGGUUGGGUUCGCCACGGCUUGAAGCGACUUUUGAUACUGUAAUUGAAGUGUUCUUGUUUCUCGAUAAGAAUGGAAAUGGAAAGCUGAAUAAGAAUGACAUGGUCAAGGCGUUGAAUGACGCUUCUCCUCGGGAGAAAUCCCCUUCUCACAUCACUCGAACCCGUUUCGAAGAAAUGGACUGGGACAGGAAUGGGCAGGUCAGUUUCAGGGAGUUCCUCUUUGCUUUCAUCAAAUGGGUUGGGAUUGACACGGAUGAAGAAAUGCCUCUUACAGAAGGUUAAACAAAUACAGGACAGGUUAAGAAAUUUGUGUAUAUACCUUGAGUUGCAAAAAUAUGUAAAUACUUGAUAUUAUCUCUAGUUUCAAUCAUUUAAGAUGUCUUUACAGAUGUUUGUAGUUUGGACCAUCUUGCGGAUCCCAAUGAUAUCUACUGAUGUUUAUCUCA
Carya illinoinensis is the source of this 1278-nucleotide messenger RNA. Its product is annotated as probable calcium-binding protein CML22. The coding region runs from base 122 to 1114 and encodes 330 amino acids. The record is from RefSeq and is a predicted model, not a curated record. The transcript has 5 exons. Gene Ontology annotation, molecular function: calcium ion binding. NCBI's taxonomy places the organism in Eukaryota, Viridiplantae, Streptophyta, Magnoliopsida, Fagales, Juglandaceae.